AUGGCACCGCGUGGUUUCACAAAUCCCGCUCCCAGGACCGAGUCAGCGCGGUCUGCGCUCAGCUCCUUCACCUGUACCCUGUGCAAUAAAUCCUACUCGCGCCACCCAGAAUAUGAAGCGCAUAUCGGCUCAUACGACCACCAGCACAGAAAGCGUUUGCAAGAUCUCAAACAGCUAACACGUGAUCCCAAUGCUGUCGAGAAGAACCGCCGCGCAGAACGUAAAGCCGAUGCGCAGGCCGGUCUGAAAGUGAUUGAGACUCCUGUGAACAAUGUGGCACCAAGUGGGGGAAGCACGGGUUUCAAGAAGGGUGGCUUCAAAAGCUCAUUCGCUACUAUCAAGGGAACAGCGGCCCCCGCACCCCCAGUCAAGAGGAAGAACGUUCUAGGAGAUGACGAUGAAGAUGAUAUCCCGAAACCUCGAGAGGAUGGUCCAUCACAUGUACGCAAACCCCAAAAGAGUGAAGAUGAUGAUGUGGAAAGCGAAACCGAUGAAUAUGACCAAGAAGGAUAUUAUGAUCCUCGCCGGCCAUCGGACUGCUUCCCUGGGUGUGUUGCCCAAAAGGUCUGA
Penicillium crustosum is the source of this 570-nucleotide messenger RNA. RefSeq names its product putative C2H2 finger domain protein. Bases 1 to 570 code for a protein of 189 amino acids. The transcript has 3 exons. The record is from RefSeq and is a predicted model, not a curated record. NCBI's taxonomy places the organism in Eukaryota, Fungi, Ascomycota, Eurotiomycetes, Eurotiales, Aspergillaceae.